Molecule: messenger RNA, 569 nt
Organism: Vanrija pseudolonga
Lineage: Eukaryota; Fungi; Basidiomycota; Tremellomycetes; Trichosporonales; Trichosporonaceae
Gene: dad4
Product: DASH complex subunit dad4
Exons: 3
Coding region: 39-266 (75 amino acids)
Biological process (GO): attachment of spindle microtubules to kinetochore
Cellular component (GO): DASH complex; mitotic spindle
Source: RefSeq, a predicted model, not a curated record
UGCCUCCCUUCCUCCCUACGCAUCGUCCCACACACACAAUGCAGGCAAUGGAGAACCCGCACGAGAUCGAGCAGGCGAUCCUGCUCGAGCGCAUCAUCGGCAAUGUAGUCAAGUGCAACGAGGCCGUUGCCGAGAUGAACCUCUGCAUCAAGGACUUUAUCGAUUCGUCCACGUCGGUGCUGAUCGCCGCCAAACUCGUCGACAACUACAACGACAAUGCGGCAUACUACCUCGGCAAGGUCGACAAGCUGCCCGAACCGGUGUAGUCCGCCAGCGAAUGGCAUUGCCGCGAAUGGCGCGCGCUGCGUCGUCGCGCCCGAGACCGCCCGGCGGUGGUGGUGGUCUGAUGUUCGCGGCGCCGGCCGGACGACGGCCAACUGCUCUGUCGCCAUCGGCCCCAUCCCCCACGACGCCACCUGAUCCACAACACUGGGCUACGAGCCACGUCCUUCCCAGACCACACCGCUCUCCAAGCUACCACUUCACCUUGUCACAACCACAACACACAACCUCUACUUGUAUGCAUGUACCCUUGAAAGCUACCAACCCGCCAUGCGGCGCCACAUGAA